UCAUACCAAUAGUUGGAACACAGGUUGGGUCGGGUUCUACGUGUUGUGUAAUCCAAAAUUCAAGCCUAACCCAAAAGAUGCGGGUUGUAAAAAAAUCCCUCACACAAUCCAAAACCUUGGUUUUAUCGAUAAAUACGGUGUGUUGGAUCGGAUUAGACGGGUGAAUCGGUUUACGAGUGUCUUUCUCCACCCCUAACUGGCAUGACAACCAGGCAGAGAAAAGUUUUCGGAAUUUUCUUUUCCUAUCGUUCCAUAUAGAUUAUGCUGGUUUUAGCAGCAAUGUUCAACUCCGAAGGGCUUCUUGUGGCGGCUGUUUCCUACUGGCCGGACGGUUCCACCGCAAUUCCGGCGCAUCAAUUUCUGGAAAGAAUGAGGGACCCGGAAAUGGAGACAAACCAAGAGGAUGCGACAAGGUUCCUUGCUCGGUCUCGGUUCUUCAAAUUGAUGAACUUCACCACUUGCCUUGGAUUUGAAUUGAGCUUGUUUCUAGAGCGAUUUCUAAAACCAGGCUUCGCAAUCGCAGACGGAAGCAAAAAAGUUUGAUGUGCGACUGCGAGAUGACGACUUGAACUCUUUUCCAAGACGAACUGGACCAAAGGGGAAAAAACAAAACAAAAAUUCAUCGUGGAUUCCAAUAAUACAGGUAUGCCUUUAACUAUUCCAUUUUUUCACGCACAUUGAGCAUAUGUCAAUCUCACAAAGGGACAGAUAGUGAAACGGAUGACUUGGAAGUGUGAGAACAACGUUGGCCAUAUAGCUGGAGCAGAGUAGUAUUCUCACUUGAAUUGUUGAUUGAUUGCUACAUUGGAAUCAUUAGAAUAAUAAGCCGGCUACUCUUAGGUCGUUGAUCUCCAGGAAAAGGAUAGAGAGGUGACAAGAAGGGAGACAAUUGAGCCGGCCAGAUGCCUGCCGAUGUCAAUGUCAUGGAUGACAAUGCUUAAUUAUCAUCAUGCAUAUAAUAGGGUAGUUCGAAGGUCAAUUACCAUUUCUAUGAGCAUGAGUUUUUUUCAGCUGAGUAGCAGGAAAUAGCGUAAAAUGGGCAGGAAAGGUGGCAUCUUUCGCUGUGCAGAUGGCACAGACAAGUUCUUGAUGAUUGUUGGUGCUUUAGGUAGCAUUGGAGAUGGGUUACAGUAUCCUCUCUCGACAUUUGUUCUAAGUUUUGUGAUGAACGACUAUGGUACUCCAAAUAAUCCGUUAUCGAAAGAUACUGUUGAUAAGUACGCACUCAAGCUUCUUUAUGUUGCUAUUGGAGUUGGAGUAUCUGCUUUUGUCGAAGGACUGUGCUGGACAAGAACAGCUGAAAGGCAGACUUCCAGAAUGAGAAUGGAAUAUCUGAGGUCUGUACUGAGGCAAGAAGUUGGUUUCUUUGAUACCCAAGAAAGUGGUUCUUCAAUAACAUAUCAAGUUGUCUCAACCAUCUCCAAUGAUGCCAAUUCAAUCCAAGUUGCAAUAUGUGACAAGAUUCCAAACUCCCUUGCAUAUGUAGCAACAUUCAUCUCUUGCAUUGUGGUCUCGUUCAUUGUAUCCUGGAGGCUUGCUCUUGCUGCUCUUCCCUUAAUGGUGCUGUUUGUCGGCCCCUGUCUUAUGUUUGGGAAGAUCAUGACUGAUUCACUGAUGCAGAAGCUUGAAACUUAUGCCGCUGCUGGUGGCAUUGCAGAACAAGCAAUUUCAUCAAUCAGAACUGUAUACUCUUAUGUAGCGGAGCGUGAAACACUGGAGAAGUUCAGCAAUGCACUUCAGAAGACCCUGGAUUUGGGCAUAAAGCAAGGUCUUGCGAAGGGGAUCAUGAUGGGGUGCAUUGGAAUUAUUUACUUGGGUUGGGCUUUUGAGGCUUGGUUUGGUGGUUAUCUGGCGACUGAAAAGGGACAAAAGGGUGGCUCCCUUUUUGUGGCCUCAGUGAAUGUCAUUAUGGCAGGAAUGAGCGUAAUGAGUGUAUUGCCAAAUCUAGCAUCCGUUGCUGAAGCAACUGAUGCUGCUACUCGUAUUUUUGAAUUGAUUGAUAGAGCUCCUCAGAUAGACUCAGAAGACAAGAAAGGGAAAGCUUUGUCUCAUGUAAGAGGGGAAGUUGUAUUUAAGGCCAUCCAUUUUUCUUACCCCUCAAGGCCUGAUACUCCAGUCUUAGAAGGAUUGAAUCUUACUAUUCCUGCUGGUAAGACAAUUGGUCUUGUGGGUGGCAGUGGUUCGGGGAAGUCCACAAUCAUUUCAUUGCUUCAGAGGUUUUACGACCCUAUUCACGGUGAAAUCCUCUUAGAUGGGCACGCAAUUAAAAAACUUCAGUUAAAAUGGUUAAGAUCACAGAUGGGUUUGGUUAAUCAAGAGCCUGUCCUGUUUGCGACAUCUAUAUUAGAGAAUAUAUUGUUUGGUAGCGAAGGAGCCUCAACGGACAAUGUGGUGAAUGCUGCCAAGGCAGCAAAUGCCCAUGAUUUCAUUGUUAAGCUACCUGAUGGAUAUGACACCCAGGUUGGACAAUUUGGGUUCCAAAUGUCUGGCGGGCAAAAGCAGAGAAUCGCCAUAGCAAGAGCACUUAUUAGAGAACCAAAAAUCUUGCUGCUUGAUGAAGCAACUAGUGCUCUUGAUACCGAAUCUGAAGGAAUUGUGCAGGCUGCAAUUGAUCAGGCAUCCAAAGGUCGGACAACAAUCACUGUUGCUCACCGUCUCUCCACAAUCAGAAAGGCAAAACUUAUUGUUGUUCUACAAGCUGGCAGAGUAGUUGAAUCAGGUUCACAUGAAGAACUAAUGCAAACAAAUGGCAGAAGAGAGGGUGGAGAAUAUUUCCGGAUGAUGCAACUGCAACAGACGUUAGUCGUACAAAAUGAAGAUCCUGAUGAUAAUUAUGAUUACAAAGUCGAGGGUAAAAACUUGUCUAGAACAUCUACACCGGGCCGGCAUAGUUGGAGGUUAACUGCUCCGGGCACCCCAAUAUCAAAUGCAUCUACUCCAAGGCGAAUCAGCUGGAGGUCAACUGCUCCAGGCACUCCAAUGUCAAAUCUUUCAAGUCCUACUACAUCCAUUGGCACUCCAUAUUCCUACUCUCUACAGUAUGAUAUUUCUGAGGCAAGCGAUGAAGAAGACUUUGAAAGCUAUUACCCUGUUCCUUCUCUGUGGAGGUUGCUGGAGAUGAAUGCUCCAGAAUGGGGCUCCGGCUUGAUUGGAUGUAUGGCUGCAAUAGGCGGAGGAGUAUCCCAGUCAAUAAAUGCUUAUUUUGUGGGAUUACUCGUGGCAACCUUGUUUGGCACAGACAAAGCUGCUGUAAAGCACAAGUGCACAACCUUGUCCUUCAUUUUCCUAGGCCUUGCUGCAUUCAAUUUCGUCACUAGUCUCCUCCAGCACUAUUGUUUUGCUAUAAUGGGCGAAAGCUUGACGAAAAGAGUGCGGGAGAAACUGCUGGGGAAGCUCCUGAGUUUCGAGAUAGGGUGGUUCGACGAAGAUGAGAACACAAGUGCAGCGAUUUGUGCAAGGCUAGCCACUGAAGCUAACAUGGUUCGGUCCCUGGUUGGUGAUCGCAUAUCUCUGUUGGUUCAGGCAUUCUUUGGAUCACUCUCUGCUUAUUUACUGGCACUUGUCCUCUCAUGGAGGCUAGGCCUUGUCCUGCUCGCAGUACAACCCAUAGUUAUUGGAAGCUAUUAUUCUCGGUCAGUUGUGACGAAAAGCAUGGCAGGAAAAGCACGCAAGGCGCAGAAGGAAGGAAGUCAAAUAGCAAGCGAAGCUGUGAUUAACCACAGAACCAUAACUGCAUUCUCAUCCCAGAAGAGAAUUCUUGGCCUCUUCAAGUCCACCUUGAGAGGACCUAAAGAAGAGAGUGUUAGACAUUCUUAUCUGUCAGGCAUUGGCCUCUUUAGCUCUCAAUUCUUCAAUACGGCAUCAAUUGCUGUAGGUUACUGGUACGGUGGGAGGCUUUUGACGGAGGGGCAGAUUGAGGCACAACAGCUCUUCCAGUCAUAUCUGGCAGUUGUCUUCUCUGGUUAUGUAAUAGCAGAAGCUGGAAGUAUGACCAGCGACAUAUCUAAAGGCAGGACUGCAGUUCAAGCUGUGUUCGAGAUCAUGGACAGGAAUACUGAAAUCGAUCCCGAGAGCUCUCAGAGAUCAACCUCUAAAAAGGAAAUGAGGGGCAAAGUUGAGCUGAAAGAUGUCUUCUUUGUGUAUCCAACACGACCCGACUCAAUUAUAUUGAAGGGCCUAAACCUGAAGAUUGAACCAGGAAAGACCGUAGCACUUGUUGGGCCAAGUGGGUCUGGAAAAUCGACAAUCAUUGGUAUCAUUGAAAGGUUCUACGACCCUUUGAGGGGAACAGUCUUAAUUGAUGGCAAGGACAUAAAGGGCUACAAUCUGAGAUGGCUGAGAUCUCAUAUUGCAUUGGUGAGUCAAGAGCCAAGCUUGUUUGCAGGAACUAUCCGGGAAAACAUUGCCUACGGUAAGCAGGAUGCACAAGAAUCCGAGAUAGAAAAUGCUGCACUUCUUGCCAAUGCUCAUGAAUUUAUCAGCGGAAUGAGCGAGGGGUAUGAUACAUAUUGUGGAGAAAGAGGAGUUCAGUUAUCCGGCGGCCAGAAACAAAGGGUGGCACUUGCCCGUGCCAUACUGAAGAAUCCGAAAAUCCUUCUGCUGGACGAGGCAACGAGUGCCCUCGACAGUUUCUCGGAGAACUUGGUCCAAGAGGCACUGGAGAAGAUGUUGGUUGGCAGAACUUGCAUAGUGGUAGCUCACCGGCUGUCGACAAUUCAGAAGUCGGACAGCAUUGCCGUGAUAAAAAAUGGUCAAGUUGCAGAGAAAGGCUCACACAAUGAGCUCAUGUCGCUGGGACAGGAAGGAGUGUAUUACUCUCUCAUCAGACCACAAGAAGCAGCGAGCAACAGCUCCCGUUUUCAUUGAUGAAAUCAGAGAUUAGAUCAUGAACUUUCUUGUCCGGACUUUGUUAACUAUUCUCAGCUCCCUUGUUCUUUUUGUCAAAUCUCAGCUUAAUAUAUCUGUGGUAUAGGA
Messenger RNA from Linum trigynum, 4974 nucleotides. NCBI's taxonomy places the organism in Eukaryota, Viridiplantae, Streptophyta, Magnoliopsida, Malpighiales, Linaceae. The record is from the annotation of a GenBank genome assembly.